AUGAAAAAGGGAAAAGUAUUACAGCUUCAACGGUCGAAUCAAAUAAAGGCGAUUGGGUUUGGGUAUAGUCGAAAACCUUCUUUGGAUUUGCCGAAAAUCUUUGGAAUUCAUUUAUUCCUCUCUGGGAUGGCUUGCUUUGGUUUUGGUGCAUUUCAUGUAACAGGCCUAUACGGUUCUGGAAUAUGGGUGUCCGAUCCUUAUGGACUAACGGGAACCCUAUCUUUAGGGAUAAAGACGGGCGUGAGCUUUUUAAGGGCAGAAUCGAAGUAUAGUGUUGAGCAAGUAGGUAUAACGCUUGAGUUCUGCGGCGGCGAACUCGAUGGAGUCAUAGAUAUUGAUGGUAUUCGUGAACCUGUUUCUGGAUCUUUACUUUACGGAAACAAUAUUAUCUCCGGUGCCAUUAUUCCUACUUCUGCAGCUAUUGCUUGUUACAUGGGUUGUGAGUGGGUGCUUGUUACAAAGUAG
Striga asiatica is the source of this 465-nucleotide messenger RNA. NCBI's taxonomy places the organism in Eukaryota, Viridiplantae, Streptophyta, Magnoliopsida, Lamiales, Orobanchaceae. The record is from the annotation of a GenBank genome assembly.